AUGGCAAUCGUCAUACCAGACGGCAAACAUCCAGGUGACAUCUUCAUCAUUCAGAAUGAGAAUUAUCUGAUGAACAAUAUAGAGGCAAGACAUUAUACAUCCUAUUUAUUUGUGAACGGUGUGUUUAGCGAAGAUGAGAUGGAUUCAGUGGACGACACCGUGGAAUUCCAGGAGAGGAAUAGACUCUUGUUGAAACUUCUGACAGAGAAAGGGAGGGAUGGAUUCAAAGUUUUUAAAAAAGCUCUUCACAAGAGAGGAUACCUGAAUACCGAAUCGAUUGAACAUAAAAUGAAAGUAAGAAAGGAGUCCGCCAUGGGUCCAAAACACAUCAUCAUUGACAGAGCAUGGCGAGAAUUCAUCGACCCUAAAGAUGAGACCAUAAUUCUUCAGAAUCGGGCAAUUCUGGUCAGAAAAAUGGAGGCUAGUCGACUGACGAGCUACCUAGCUACCAAACAGGUUAUUGAUGGUUAUGAUAUGACCACGAUUGACACUCUUCCUAAAACAUUGGCGAACAAGGAACUCCUUCGAAUAGUUAGUGGACGUGGCAGUACAGCUUUUAUGUGGUUUGUGGAAGCCUUAAGAGUGAAAGGAUUUGGUCGUCUGAGUACCUUACUCUUCGGAAGACCCAUCACUUCUAGCACUGAUUUUCAAGCUGAUUCUAGCGAUAGUGAUGAUAGCCUUUCAAGUUCGUCAUCAUCAUCUCCUUCUUCAGCAGAUAAAAAUGACGAUAAAGAAGUCGAAGAUACACAACCACAAAAUAAGGACGACGACGACCAACCCCAAAAGACUCACGACGGUCAAUCUCAGGCGGUUGGUGAUUUUCAAUCCAAUAAAAGCAAUGGGGAUGUACAAUUACACACGAUUGCAGAAGAAACAGAACAACCGGACAACGGGGAAACACAAUGUAACUCAAAUUCGUUCAUAGACGAGGUACAAUCUCCGAUGGACCAGGAUGAAAAUCAGCCUGAUAACAGCAAUCCACAUACACUUGAGAAAGAAGGAGACCAAGACACGGCACAUCAACAUAAAAAACAAGAAAGCGAUAUACGAGAAAAAUCUCUUCAAAACGGAGUUGCCAAUGAUGCAAACGAAUCCUCAAAUCAAAGCAAAUUAAUCGUCAAGAUAAAACCACAGAGUCGAAAUUCUCAAAGGUCUGGCAAAUCGAAUAAGAAGAAGCGAUCGCGAACACCAAGAUCUCCUUUCAAAAAAAUUAUCACUAGAAACAUCAUUCGGGAACCGAUUGACUAUGUCCUUGCCGAGAAAUUGAGAUGUCAUUUUAGAGAGCUGGAAAGAUCCUUGGACGCCGAAUCCGUGGCAUAUAAAUUGGUAGAAAUUGGGAUAAUAGACCAACUGGACGUGGACACCAUCUUAGCAUUACGGGAACCUCAUCAGAAGGUUCGGGAACUCAUCAGUCUGAUAUUAUGGGGUGGUCCUGAUGGUUUUAGGUUAUUUCUCGAUGCUUUACUUGAAACCAGUCAGACUCUGCUUCAUCGUGUCUUAACCACACAGAAAAAGAACAGUAUCAAAACGAAUGACUCUGUCAUACCUAGUAUUAUUAUAGAUGAAGUUGGAAAGUCACGUAAUGUCGAGGAUGACGGUGAUAGCCAGCCUCUACCCACCACAAAACCAACUGGUACAACUAAGCAGCAUAAAUUUAGAUGGGCAACCAGUUAA
Lottia gigantea (owl limpet) is the source of this 1674-nucleotide messenger RNA. RefSeq lists its product as hypothetical. The transcript has 4 exons. Lineage: Eukaryota; Metazoa; Mollusca; Gastropoda; Lottiidae. The record is from RefSeq and is a predicted model, not a curated record. Gene Ontology annotation, molecular function: death domain binding; protease binding. Gene Ontology annotation, biological process: regulation of apoptotic process. The coding region runs from base 1 to 1674 and encodes 557 amino acids.